CACUCGUAGCUUCGUCAAAGUUUGCAGUAAUGAUAAAUGCAACGGAUAAAAUGGUCGAAGCCGAGGUUCUCUCCCUGAAAAAUCCUGUUUUUUGCGCCUACUUGAUCAGUUCGUGUUUUCUCGUUGUUAAAAUGAUUCUGUUGGCUUUUUUCACUGGAUACAAACGAGCCGUUCAUAAAGUUUAUUUGUCGCCGGAAGAUGCUGAUUUUAAUAAGGGUCAAGUGAAAACGCACGAUGAAGUUGAACGGGUUCGGAGGGCGCAUUUGAACGAUUUGGAAAACAUUCCAAUUUUUUGGACAAGCGCUUUCGCCUAUCUCUGGACCAAACCUUCGAUCACAGUUGCAUGUUUUCUCUAUUUUGGUUUCGUCGUAAUUCGGACUUUCCACACGAUAGUUUAUGCAUUUUUAGCUGCGCCUCAGCCAAGUCGUAUGAUUUUGUUCACUGCAGGUGUUGGGAUUGUAAUUUAUAUGGCGAUACAUUCGAUAGUUGUAGGGUUUCAGAAUUUAGCUUAAUAAAUUUGAGUCAACAAAA
Molecule: messenger RNA, 531 nt
Organism: Tribolium castaneum (red flour beetle)
Lineage: Eukaryota; Metazoa; Arthropoda; Insecta; Coleoptera; Tenebrionidae
Product: microsomal glutathione S-transferase 1
Exons: 3
Coding region: 30-512 (160 amino acids)
Cellular component (GO): membrane
Source: RefSeq, a predicted model, not a curated record